UAAUAAUUUUUAAUAAAAAUGGAAGACAAGCGAAGCUACAUCUCAGAUAAGCUUCACUCAGCACUGGGUAUUACAGAUGAUACUCUGGUAGAAUGUGUCGAAAGAAUGAUCGACAUUGCUGCCGAUGAGAAGGUUCUGACCGGUAAGCUAACCAGUCUUGGAUUUGCUGAGGAUAAAUCAACCUUUACCCUCGCACAAGAUCUCGUUCAAAAAUUCAAAAAUGCACCAGCUACUAAGAGCGACAUCAAGCAGAGAGAGGAGCAACUUCUCGAGAAAAAUAAAGAAUACUCUAGUUACAAAAUGGUUCAAGACGGAGAUGACACUGAUGAAGAAAUCCAAAAACUUCAGAAACUUAAUGAGCAGCAAAAAGAGAAUCUUGAACUUCAAAAAAUUGCAGAAGCCGAAGGAAAUACAGAACUCGCCAAAGCUCUAAAGGAAAAAGAUAAGCUGGAGAGAGAUCUUCUUGUUAAAAGAAUGCUUGAGAAGGACAAAGAUAAGAACAAAAGGAAUGGGAUCGUUGAAAGCCAAGCUACCAGCAUGAUGGCCCUCACUGAAGAAGACAAAAAGAGGCUUAUCCCAGAACUUAGAGAAGAAGCAAGGAUUAAAUAUCUCGAAAAGAGAGAAGAGCAACAACUCGAUAUUGCUGAGAGAACCCAAAGAGAGCAAGAUAGGCUCUUUGCUGGCCAGAACCUUACUGAAGAGGAAAUUAAGAUCAAUGAACUCAAUAGAAAAAUUAUUGAACUGGCAAAGAAGAGAAAGAAUAGAGACAAUAAACUUGAUUUAUACCAGAUGCCUGAUGCUUACGAAGACGAGCAUGGAUACCAAGCAAGAGACAAAAAGAAGCAAGUACUAUUGAAGCGGUAUGAAGAAGAAAAGACUGAGCUUACCGAGCAAGAGAAAUGGGAGCAGACACAAGACAACAAAACUGGCUUCGCCAUUGGGGCUCAACAAAGAAAGGGAAAAGAUAAAGAACAAAACGAAUAUGACCUUCUUAUUGAGAAUCAAAUUGAUUUCCUACAAAGUGAGAUGCUAGAUGGAGAAAUGAAGAAUUUGAUGGAGAAAAAGAUGAAGAAGAAAGGUUCCAGUUCAAAUGAUGACUCAAGCUCUAAUGAUGAAGAAGAUGAACCAAUGACUGAGUUUGAAAAAGAAAGAAAGAAUAUAGCCGAUCAAAGGAGGUCACUUCCUGUGUAUGCUUUAAGAGAUGAAUUUUUAAAAGCAAUAAGAGAUAACCAGGUCUUAAUCAUUGUUGGAGAGACUGGGUCUGGAAAAACUACUCAAUUGCCACAAUAUCUAGAUGAAGUAGGUUAUACUAAGAAAGGAAAGAUAGGUAUCACCCAGCCAAGAAGAGUGGCAGCAAUGUCUGUUGCAGCAAGAGUUGCUCAAGAAAAGAAUGUGAAAUUAGGCCAAGAAGUUGGAUAUAGUAUAAGGUUCGAAGAUUGUACUUCUGAUACCACAAGUUUGAAAUAUAUGACAGAUGGAAUACUUCUCAGAGAGUUCUUAACUGAACCAGAUCUCAAGAGCUAUAGCUGCCUUAUGAUCGAUGAGGCUCAUGAAAGGACACUUCAUACAGAUAUAUUAUUUGGGUUGGUGAAAGAUGUCACCAAAAAUAGACCUGAUCUAAAGUUGCUUAUUUCUUCAGCAACCCUUGAUGCAGAAAAGUUUGCUCAAUACUUUGACAAUGCUAAAAUAUUCAAAAUUCCUGGGAGAAGAUAUCCAGUGGAUAUUUACUAUACCAAAGCUCCUGAAUCUGACUACAUAGAAGCAGCGGUUAUUACAGCUCUACAAAUCCAUGUAACUCAGCCAGCCGGAGAUAUCUUAAUCUUCUUGACUGGUCAGGAAGAGAUUGAGACAGCCACUGAAAUGAUUCAGCAAAGAGUAGCAGGACUUGGGUCCAAGAUUUAAGGAAUUAAUGAUUAGACCUAUCUACUCUUCCCUUCCUUCAGAGCUUCAAGCUCAAAUCUUUGAGCCAACUCCUCCAGGAGCUAGGAAAUUAGUGCUUGCCACUAAUAUCGCAGAAACCUCUUUGACUAUCGAUGGUAUUAUCUAUGUCAUUGAUACAGGAUUUGUGAAAAUGACAAGUUAUGAUCCCAAAUCUGGAACAGAGAGCUUGGUCGUAACUCCUGUAUCAAAAGCAGCAGCUAAUCAGAGAGCAGGAAGAGCUGGAAGAGUUAAAGCAGGGAAAUGAUUCAGGCUUUAUACUUCUUGGUCCUACCAAAAUGAGUUAGACCCAAACCCUGUCCCAGAAAUUCAAAGGACUAACCUUGGAAGUGUUGUGUUGAUGCUUAAAGGUCUUGGAAUAGAUGACUUGAUUCAUUUUGAUUUCCUUGAUCCUCCACCAGCUGAAACUUUAAUUAGAGCUCUUGAACAGCUGUAUGCCCUUGGAUCUCUGAAUGAUGAAGGAGAACUAACAAAGCUUGGGAGGAGAAUGGCUGAGUUUCCUCUCGAUCCAAUGCUUUCCAAGAUGAUUAUUAAAUCAGAGGAUUACAAAUGAAUUGAUCAAAUUAUAUCCAUAGCAGCCAUGGUUUCUGUUGGAAACUCUAUAUUCUAUCGACCAAAGGAGAAAGCUCUGCAUGCAGAUAAUGCAAGGAAGAACUUCUUCAGGCCAGGAGGGGACCACCUCACUCUUUUAACAGUUUUUGAACAAUGGAAAGAGGCUGAUUACUCCCACAACUGGUGCUUUGAGAAUUUCCUUCAAGUCAGAUCAAUGAAAAGAGCAAGGGACGUUAAAGAACAGCUCAUUGAAUUAUGUAAAAGGGUAGAACUUGAUUAUGCUGAUGAAUCUUUAAGCAUCUCAGACGAUACUUAUGUCAACAUCAGAAAGACAAUCAGUUCUGGGUUCUUCUACAAUACUGCUAAGCUGAAGGAUUCUGGAGAGUAUAGGACCUUGAAAAAUUCUAAGACAGUUGAUAUUCAUCCAUCUUCCUGACUCUUUGAGAUAAAGCCAAAGACAGUUGUGUAUCAUGAACUUGUGAGCACCUCCAAGGAAUAUAUGAGGCAAGUUAUUGAGAUAGAGCCAGAAUGGUUACUAGAAAUUGCUCCUCAUUAUUACAAGCCGAUUGAUAUUGUAGACCCAGAGAAAAACAAAAAGAAGAACAAAAUGCCUAUAAAUAGGUAA
This is a messenger RNA of Moneuplotes crassus, 3115 nucleotides long. The record is from the annotation of a GenBank genome assembly. NCBI's taxonomy places the organism in Eukaryota, Ciliophora, Spirotrichea, Euplotida, Euplotidae.